AGCAAAGGGGUCACAUACAUAUAUAUCUACACCUCUGCGUAUCAACGUCUUUCUCGCUCUAUCCAUACCUCUGAACCCCGCCAAACGGCCUCGUGCGUCUACUGCGAGUACACAAGCGCGUUCGCCCUCGUUGAAGCGCUCGUUGAGAAACGAUAAUUACAAGAGAAAACCACCACCAGCACCAGCAGAGACGACAACAACGAUGGACGACAUCGCCGACGCCGUUGACCUGGUGAAGCCGCUGCCGCCUCAUGGGCCGGCCAACAUGAUGUCGCUUUACAUGACGCGCUAUGACUACGACUACAACCGCGAUGGCGAGCAAGACGGCAGUGGCAACGGCAGCGGCGGCGGUGGCGCCUUUGAUGCGGGCAUCAGCGGUGACGUGCGCAACCGACCGAUCUUUGGCUACGGCACCCCGGAGGGCGACCGUGACGCUCGCACCAUCUACCAGGUCGACUACACCCCGAAGGAUCGCAGUGUGAAGGACAUGCAGAGUCUUGUGGCGAGCGUGAAAGGCGGCGGCCCAGCAGCAGCUCUUGCCGACGGCACGGAGAAUGGCACGGCGUACCAGCGGGAGUGGUACCGACCGGGGCUGACGGUGUCCCUUGUAAACGACGAUGGCACACUGCCGCGGACGGCCUAUCAGGAGGACUACACGCAGCCGAUAUCGGCACGCGCGGCGGGGCCGCCCUUCCCAUCUACCGUUGCCCCAUCGAUCUACGUAGGCGCCGCCGCAACGGCGUACAACGCGGAUUUGUUAAAGCCGCACGACGCGCAGGAAGACGAUGGGGCCGACAUCGUACCUAAAAUUACGUCGAAAGAGUCGCUGCUGCCGCGCAGUGGGGCCAUGGGAUGGACCGUGACCUUCGAUGGCGCACCAACGACGGUGACUCGCGCUUGCGGACCGCCGUGCACGCUCGGGCCCGCCUCGGGGCUGCCGGGCAUGUACUCCUGCACCUCGUGGGACAUCGGCGAUGUCAGCCAGGCCCACCCGUCCCAGCUGCCCGUCAGCCUCGCGAACAGCAUCGCCACGAAGGGGGUGGACGUCACGGCCUACCCGGACAAGGCGGCGCUGCUGCACGCGCUGGCAGGCAGGAAAACGAAGCCGGUCCGCGGCAGCGGCGGCGGUGCGCCGCGCGAGGAGUACGACCGCACGAACCCACAAUUCCUCUCGGCGCAGGCGCAGAAGCGGUGUGCGGUGAGCCGGCGGCUGGAGGAGGAGCACCACGUGCACAUGUCCAUGUACAAGAGCGAUUACGUGGAUCAGAGCCAGCAACCGGAGCUGCCGGGGAAUCCGGCCGGGCCGGCGGAUGCGCGCGACACGCUGACGUGUCCCACGUCGACGCCGGGCGAGAUGAUGGCUGGGCAGCUAACAAAGUCAACGCGGGAGAUGGGGCUGCUGCGCAACUCACACGGCACGCUGAAGCCUGCUGCCGCUGCUGCGGCGGAGGAUACGGCGGUGUUGACUUGGAUGCGGGCGACGGAGAAGGCGAUCGCGAUCGACAGGGCCGAUCCGCACCGUCACAAGUUGCACUAG
Leptomonas pyrrhocoris is the source of this 1537-nucleotide messenger RNA. RefSeq lists its product as hypothetical. The record is from RefSeq and is a predicted model, not a curated record. NCBI's taxonomy places the organism in Eukaryota, Euglenozoa, Kinetoplastea, Trypanosomatida, Trypanosomatidae. The transcript has a single exon. The coding region runs from base 203 to 1537 and encodes 444 amino acids.